AACUCAUUCCUUUAAAUAUGGUUUAAAUGUGCUAGAAGAUGUAGAAACACUCAGAAAAUAACUUUCUAAUACACCAUUGAUUGGCAAUGAUGUGCUAGCUUUUUUCCAGCCGUAACGGUCCACAAAACAUGCCUCUAAAGGGUAAGUGCCCAUGAGUAAACUAUGAGCUUUUAUUUUGAGGAGAAACACCUAAAUGGUUUCUGUUGCCACAGACAUUGACAAAACGAGAGAAACAGGGCCAGUACGAACAAAAUCAGCAAAGGUUAACUGAAUGCAUAUUACAUUCCAGUAGUUGUGGUGUAAGUGUCUUAUGUUAAUGGCAGGUUGUGCCCAGGUUGUGCAUGAGUAUGUGUGAGUGGGGUUGAAGUGAAUGUAGUUCAGGGGUUGGUGCUUUAGGGGGCAGGAUGUGUGUGUUGGGUGUGGGCAGGAUUUCAGAGCACUGUCAGUUGGGUGGUGGUUUCUGCAGGUGCUGUCUACAUAUUCCUUUAUUAGGCUGCUAACCCCUCUGUAUGUUUCCUUGCUGUAGAUGGAUACCCAUGUGAUUCUGCUUUUCUCAGAUUAUGAUCGUCCAAUGUAAACAGUAGCAGCUGACAGAACAUCAACUAUGAGAUGCAGAGAAGAUUGGCAUUAAACAUCAGGAAGUCUUAACUCUUUCUACAAACAAACAAACAAACAAACAAACAAACAAACAAACAAACAAACAAACAAGAGAGGAAUACAGAAAAAUGAUGGGGACAACAGGCAGGAAGCUCCUAUGCAAAGACUAUGCAAACAAGGUUUUCUGGGUUUAAAUGGCAAAAUAAGGAGAAACAAGACUGUCAAGCAUUGAGGGAAUAUCUAAGGUAGAAACUGUGGAUGUGUUUGUGCCCCCUAUAGUUUUAUUCCUUCUCUGUCCUUACUUGCACAAGUAGGCCAAGUUGGAUUAUGCUGAUCCUAUACAGUAUCAAUGAUAGAUUGAUAGAAAAAUCAAUGGAGAAGCUGACUGGAAAGAAGAUUGAAUAAAGUUAUCUCUCUGAAUAUUUUCAGAUGAAGGUUCUUUGAAAAGUAAGACAGAGAUGUAGUGGGUGAAUAGGGCAAGAUACAGUUUCAGAAUGAAGAUAACGUGGAACGAAACAGGAGGAUUGUCUUUGUCCGACCAUAAAACACAAAAGGUUCAGUAACAGGGAAGUGAAAUGAUUUCAAAUGGUUUGACUUUAUCAUCGAUGAACAACUUAUUAUUGUGGUUUCUGAGCUUAGAAGAGUAUUUGUGUGCAAAGAUAAAUGGCUGGAAUUUUAAGUGGAUGAAUGCAUCUCAAUUCAAAAAGUCAAAUUUAAUGAGAAAUCUCUCUUCGCUUUUGAGCUUUUCUUGCCGUAAUCUUGUCUAGGUUGCUACAAUCAUCCUCAAGUCUAAAACGGUAGGUGGUUUUGUAGAGUGCAAAUAUAUUGUGUACACAGUUAUAUAAAUUUCAACACAGGAUGCUAUCUCUUUGAUGUUUAAACAUUUAUUUAUCAGUAACCUGGAAUGACUUCGGGCCUUGACAGAACAAACAUUAGCUCACAUAGUUGUAAAAUAAGUCUCAAAAAAUCAUAAUAAAGCAGGCGUCAAAACGUGGGGGAAUAUGGCAAUAACCCCAGAUUUAUUAGGAAGCUGUGUUUUACUUGUGGUUCAUCCAACACCCAUGAAAAUAGUAAAAAUAAUUCUUAACAGCAAAAGAGAUACCAAGUAAAACCUGAUCACACAUAAUAUAUCAAAUAAACCAUGUUAAAAGAUGAGCUACAGUAACCAGAUCCCUGAAUGGACUCUUUCAGUACGUUUACACAUACAGUAGAGUCAAAAUACAUUAAGAGCCCGAUUAGGCAAUUUAACUGGACUACUGUCCUUGUCUCAGUUAACAUGCACUGGACAAAAAUCAAAUCAUUGACAGAAGCAUCUCUGCAUCUUCAGCUUGUUGCCAAUGGGUUGUUUCUUAGGUUAACCCAUAACGUAUCAAAACAAUCGACAGAAAAUGUUAGCAAAAGGCGAACAGGUGAAACGAAGAGAACUUUUACAACUCUGUACCAUGAGCACGAUACAAAACUGUGAUUUUUUAUGUCCUUUUUUCAUCAGUCCAGGUUAUGUUCACUACCAGGCUUUCCAGCAAGGCAUUUAUGCACUUCAACUUCCAGCUCAGAGCCCAGCGUGUGGACAUCGGAGCAUGGGCAGAACACUGAGACCAGUUUCAGCCUGAUUGAAUUGAGUUGUAUGAAGAGAAAAUCAAACCCCAACCGCAUAAUCCAGGUAUGUUAGUCUGACCAUGAUUAUUUCCAUUAAGCACCAUUUCAGUUAAAUAAUAAAUUAGUUUGAUUGAGUUACAUGUUAACGUACUGCUUGAGUUGCCAGCAGGUUAGACUUGUUGGUGAGCAUUAUCGGUGCCACGAAUCUGAAAUAGAGGCACGGCCCACAAAUUCCAGCAAACAGAGAGCUGGUUUUUCUGGAAUUUCUACUAAAAGCUUCCAAAGAACUACAGAGGAUGGGCUCCCUCUCCUGCCUUGUUCUGAAAGUAGCUAUACCUGAUAGUAUGUUGGUCAUACUGGUCAUAAAAGAGAACAAUAAAAAGUUGAGUGCUGUAAAGUCAUGCAGGCUUUGAUAUCAUGGGACAAACACAGGCACAGUGCAGGCACGAGUUCCACAAAACCCUAGCAAAAUGACCCUGAAAAGAUAACAAAAUUAAGCCUUGUCCUCAUCCACAUAACCAUUUCAGUCCUCUGACUGUCUAGACUAACAGUAGGUGUAUUCCUCUGUCCCUCCCUCAUCACUCAAUACUUGUCUUUUCUUACCUGGCACAUUAUGUUCUAGGCUACAGUUGAGUGGAGGAUCCUAGUGACGACACAACAGAAAGCAAAUUUUAUGGUAUUAAUUCAACCAAUCACAAGCUUCUAUUUAAACCAACCCAGCUCAGGACUUGAACUUCUCCUCCCCUCGCUGGAUGUGUAUGCCGGCUCUGCCCUUCUCUCUUCCUCAUUGUCUUCCACACUGCCUGCUGGCUGGCACAUGCCCAUCCUCCAUUACUGAAUACAGCUGAAUCAAAGAGAGUAAUUAAAAGACUAAAGCUCUUAGGAAAAAAAAAACUCUGCUGAGGACUAUUUUGGGUGAGAAUCUACAAAGCAUCUGUGUUGUGCAUACAUCCACAAGUAAGUCACAUGGCCUCAUUUUCGCUCUCUACUCUCUUGUAAAUAUCAUCUCAACAUUUAUGUUGCUCUUUUCCUUCUCUCUCUCAUUAUCUCUGCUUUAUGCUGUCUGUUCUGUGUCAUUGUCUUCCCUUCUCUGUGUGUUUCUUUUGAUCCCACUGGCUGCUGGUGCUGAUGUCAGAAAUCACAGCGUGCUGAUAUACAUUCAGCUCAAGCUGAGAGAAAAGGGGAGGCGGCAAACUGUCUGAACUUCUUUGUGGCCCAUUGUGAUCAUAACAUAACUCUGCACUAUUAAUAAGUUAAACCAUCAUUUAAUUCUUAACUUUCUAACCCGAGCCUCAUAUCAAAAACAGGCCAACAAUAAGACCACAAAGAACAAGGAAAUUGACCUACAUUGGUCCACUGACUGUUACUGGUAUUUGGUACACUACAGAUAUCAGUCUCUUCUUCUUUAGACAAUACUUCAUUGUUGAGUGCACAAUGGGAGAGAUCAUCACAUUACAAGUUUUUAGGUCACAAGCCAGCAAGUAACACCCCCACACACUUUCUGACUGCACUAGAAUCCAUGUUAUCCUCAGAGAGAAGAGCAAAACCACAUUGACAUUCAAAGAGGGCGGCUGCCUCUGAUCAACUCAAACAUGUUUGCUUUAGUAGUGAACACAAACGGUUCCCAUACAUGUACUGCAGUGUUUAAUACAGAGUCAGGCAUAACGGAAACACUUUAUAAUGCAUUAUAAGCACAUUAACAAAGUCUUAUGAAUGCAUCUAUCAUACUUUAUAACAACUUUAAUGAGUAAUAUAAAUAUUUAUAACAGCUUUUGGCACCAUUUACAAAGUGAUAUAGUGAACAUAAUACCUUACAAAGGGAUGGUUCAUAAUGCAUUAUACUCUGACUUGAUGAGCAGGUUUUUGGACUGUGGGAGAAAGCUGGAGUGAACAUGCCAUCUUCACACAGAGAGGCAACGCCACCAUGCAAACCAUUUUCUACUGAUAACAUAUGAUAGCAACAAAUGCAUGUGCUACAGCACUCGUUGCAUUGUCUAAUCAGUAAGGCUUUUGUCUAGACAGCUAUAUUUUGACUAUAAUGAACACAAGCUGGUAAUAUGACCCCUCUCAGAUCAGUGUGUGUGUAUGUGUGUUUUAAUAAGUUUAUAUAUUUGUUUAAUUCCAAAGUCUUAAUGAUCUGAAAUAUCAACAUUACUAAACCUGACCAUUUUAUUUUAAUGCAGUGUAAUCUGAGCUAUCAAUAUGGAGUUGUUGUAGCAGUUAAGAAUUAAUGAUAUAUCACUGAACUGAAUACAUGUAGCACCUUUUGUUUGCUCAGUUUUGCCCUUAUUUAAUGUGUGACUUCAUUAUAAGACCUGUGGGAUUCGUAACUAAAUAAUAAGACCUCAUCGGUUAAUGCUGGUAACAGAUCAAGCUGUUGAUCCUCUGAUUCUUCUGUUUGCCAUAUGCACAGAGGACAUUAAGCAAUAAAAUUGUGCAAGAAAGCAAUGAGAUAGCUUUUUGUCUAUCUGUCAAUAUUUGGUAUGCAAAUUGAAAAACGUCCAACCAAUGUAACCAGGACACGAGGACAAGGAUCACACAGAUCACACAGCUACCCUAAUUUGAAGGUGGUUGUGACCAUAAUUAGAUGAUUACAGUCCUUACAGGGAAACAAGUCAAGCAGGUAUACAUGAAAAGAAAGCUUAGGUGACAGACUUAGAGAAGUUAUACUGACUACAACAAAAGAUUGCUGUUGAGUACAAUGGUAAGCAGCUCAGGAAGAAACGUGCUGCAGGGAGGUCAAAGAAAACUGGUUGAGGGUAAAUGAGUUGACUGCAAUGAUGGAAUGAGUUCAGAUCAGGGUGACACGAUUUAGUAUAUGAGGGGAUAUCUACCAAACGUUAAUGCUGGUAAUUGAUUAAUUUUAGAGGUCUCUGUACAUAAGUCAGUGCUUUUCAUUAUUUUCAACACUUACAGGGAAAUGAUGGCAGUCUUCUUUGAACAUUUUUAGUACCAAAAGGCCACGAUCAUACAUUAGUGAGUCACCAGACAGCUGCAUGUGUUUUGAAAAGGAGGAUUAUCAGUUCUUCCUUGAGUCAACCUAAGACUGUUACAUGAGUCAGUUGGGUUUGAUCAGUGUACCGAAGCUACUCGAACAUUUCGUAAAAUCCUCCAGCUGUCACGUCUCUCAUGCUAACCGCUUAUUCUCACCUUGCAAAAUUAUCCCAUUUGCUUUAAAAUGUUGAAGCAUGUAGGCAUCACUACUGUAUCACUGCCAUCGCUGACACAGCUCUCGUACCAUUGUCCUAGUUUUUACGCACCUUGCCAAUCUGUUGCAACUUGUCUUGUCUAUGAGAUUAGAGAGUCAUCUUCGUGAGGAAGCUUCAGGAUUAUGAUUAUAAUGCUAAUAAGGGACACCACAGUUUGUUUUUCGUAUAAGUCAGUUUGUAAUUUCAACAUUAAAUCUUUGUAUGCGGAUGAUGUCAAACUCUUACUGUAUGGAUAAGUUCCAUAGACUGUAUACAUUAAUACUAUGAUUAUUAAUGUACUAAUGCUAUUCUAUAUACAGUCUAUGAUAAAUUCUUUUAGGCUGCAUUUUGUACAUACAGUAACUCCUAUGAGUGUAAAGACAAUAGAAAAUAUGCAGGUUUAACACAGCAAUUAAAUGACGUAUAAACACAGCUGCCCAACCCAAUGCCUUUUAUAAUGACUGACUAUUAUUGCAUUGCCCCAGGCUCCACAGGUUCAACAUUUAUAUAGGCAUUUUGGUGUUAAGAGGCGGACUGUGGUUAACUAAGUUAGUAGUAGUAGUCUGUCAUCUUGUAAUCCAAAGGUUGGGCAGAUGAUAGACACAGAGGCAAAUACACGCUGUUUAUAUACCACUUAGAAUCACAAAGUUUUCCUGUUCGCUUCGCUGAAUACAAAGGCAUCAACCCUUUUUUUUUUGCCACAGCCAAGAAAAAAACUAAAAUGAAAUAAAAUAAAAUCUAAACUAUUCAAAUGAACAACAAAAAGAAAAACAAUGUCAGUCAUACUGAUCAGACCAGGAAGUGGCCACUUUUUAACUUUUUAAGAUUUGGUUAUAAAAAGUAAAUGCCCUCUGUUAAGACCAAUUCUCCUCUGUCAUGUGACCUGAGUGUGACCUUUGGUUUGUCGAGAUGAGCACUGGAGCACAUUCACCAUCUAUCCAGGAAUAUGUCAGCAUUUGUUUCAUAUAAAACAAAACGUUUUCUGCUGUGGCUUUGUGGUGUGUUUGUAUGCCACAGCAUCUGGACAUUUAGAAGGCUCAAGUGAGUGACUUCUGUAGAUGAGUGUUUUAAUGCAUCUUUCUCUUGCUUGGUUUUUGAGGAGGUUCAUUUACUGAGAGAGUGAAGAAGUGAGACAAGGAGGGAAACCAUGGAUGAGGAAACUCAGGUAUGACUUUGUGACUUGUGUUGUGCCACAUGAGGGAAUUCAUAGUUAUUUUACAUCUUGAGCCAGAAUGUCUAAAUUAACUAAUGUGGGUUUGUGUGCGUCUGUGUGUGUUGGUAAUAUCUUUGUUUGGUGAAGUGUUGCAAAAAGUUGAAAGUGUGUGUGGCAACAUGCAACAGAGCGGACUACUCUAAGCUGGCUCCUAUCAUGUUUGGGAUCAAGUCCCACCCUGAUGAGUUUGAACUUGAAGUCGUGGUGCUCGGCUCUCAUCUCAUUGAUGACUACGGGUAAGACUACUCAACCAGAUCUUCCUACAAAGCUUGUUUGGCCACUGUCAUCUGCAACAGACCCCAAAGAUGACAGCAUUUUACUGCUGUUAUUGCUUUGAUAAUUUUUAUUUUCCCGUCUUUCUCCUCUGCAGAAACACAUAUCGUAUGAUCGAGCAAGAUGAGUUUGACAUCACAUCUAAGAUUCACAGCAUUGUCAGAGGAGAGGACGAGGCAGCCAUGGUGGAGAGUGUCGGUUUGGCACUUGUGAAACUCCCUGAUAUCUUACAGAGGCUGCGCCCUGAUGUUUUGAUCAUCCAUGGUGACCGUUUUGACACACUGGCAGUGGCCACCGCUGCGGCUCUUAUGAACAUUAGGAUACUUCAUGUGGAGGGAGGAGAGGUGAGGAAAGAAAAUUGGGACAGAGACCCAAAUCUGACUUUUUAUAGUUUUACAAACUGUGUCAUACCUUUUCUGACCUUAACCUUAAAAUCUCACAACAUGCAACAAGAUAUUAAAACAGGACACAACACAACCUUAAUCAAGUAAUUGACACAGACCUACAAAACUUAUCUUCACACUGGUAGUUGAAGUUCUUGAUUUGAUCUCUGACUGUACGACCUUCUGGCAUCUAAAAACUUCCAUCCCUUGCUCUUCACUCCAGGUUAGUGGCACAAUUGAUGACUCAAUCCGUCAUGCCAUCAGUAAAUUGGCCCAUUAUCACGCCUGCUGCACGCGCACUGCAGAGCAGCAUCUCAUCGCCAUGUGUGAGGACCACUCUCGCAUCCUGCUGGCCGGUUGUCCUUCAUAUGACAAACUGCUGUCCACUCAUCGGCGAGAUGACUACAUGGAUGUGAUCAGGAGCUGGCUGGGUAUGUGAGGACAAACUCAUGUGACAUGUACAGUGUAUGAUGUGAGACUGUAGAGUUGUCUAUAUCUUGAUUGUGGGAUUUUCAUUCAUAUUGCAGGUGACAAGGUGCAGGACCAUGAUUACAUAGUGGCUUUGCAGCACCCGGUUACCACUGACAUCCAGCACUCUAUCAAGAUUUACGGUCUGAUGCUGGAUGCUCUGAUCUCCUUCAACAAAAAGACCCUGAUCCUUUUCCCUAACGUUGAUGCUGGUGAGUUCCACAUACUGACCAUCAAUUUCACUAAAUAAUAAACAAAUUUGACCCCGUGUGCGUUUAUGUAAACAGGAAGUAAGGAAAUGGUGCGUGUGUUGAGAAAGAAGGGCAUCGAGCAGCACCCCAACUUCAGAGCAGUGAAGCACAUUCCCUUUAAGGAGUUCAUCCAGUUGGUGUGUCAUGCUGGCUGCAUGAUUGGAAACAGCAGCUGUGGAGUACGAGAGGCCGGAGCCUUUGGCACACCUGUCGUUAACGUGGGAUCACGACAAACGGGCAGAGAAACAGGUAGGUGUGAGUUAAAAAGCAACUGUAAGAUGCCUCGGCAAUAGUUUGAACCUUUACUUUUUCACCCUCAAAGCAGAAGAUGGUAAAGAUCAUUGUGGUGAAGGCUUGGUGCAGCUCUCCGAACUUUGUUUUUAGAACUCUUAAUAAUUAAAGAAGUUUGCAAACUACGUGUAACCAAGGCUCAAUUUUGAGAAUAACACACCGUGGAUGCACUCAUGAGAACAAAUGUCUUUAUUAAAUACAUUUUAUUGAAGCAGAGAUCAGCCAAGAGGGCAGUCUUUUGAUCUGUCAUCUAUUGUGAAUGAUUGUUGCUCUGAGAGAAAAGAAAAUUCUUAAGUGUCGUGAACAUUUUGUUCAUUUUAAAAAUGGAUGUAGACUUUGGAAGUGAACCAAGCAUCAGGUCACUGAAUGAAUGAACCUCUUAUGACACCUGUCACUUCACCAGGUGAAAAUGUUCUUCACGUCAGAGAUGCUGACACACAAGACAAGAUCUGCCACGCCCUACAGCUACAGUUUGGAAAGAGAUACCCCUGGUAAAACCUGUUUUUUAAUUAUUGAAAACUAUGCUUCAGAAUGCAAAGCUACAAUGGUGCUGUGAAAGAACAUUGUGUCACUGUUUAACAUAGUUAUGUGUUUUUGAAAAGGGGUUGAAUAAGGUAAACAAAGGCGUCUUCAUGUCUUUCAUCAGCUCUAAAGUUUACGGUGACGGCAACGCGGUGCCUCGUAUUCUCAAGUUUUUGUGCUCCAUUGACCUGAAUGAGCCCCUCCAGAAGACUUUCCGUUUUCCCCCUGUGAGAGACUCCAUCACCCAGGACAUCGACCACAUCCUGGAGACACAGGCGGCUCUUGUGGUUGACCUGGGAAGGACCAACCUCACAGUGGCUAUCAUCUGCCAAAGGGUAAACUGCAUGGACUGUUAUCGAGCUGUCUGUCUUGAUAGUAGGAUUGCAACUAAUGACUUUUUUUUUACCAUUACCAUUUAACAUUAGCUCUUAUUUAGCUAUCAGGGUCUGACUAAACCAAUCAACAGAUACAGUCUUUAUUAUUUCAUCUUGAGUUGUAGCUGUCUAAUUUAAUUACAAUAGAAUUAUGUUUCUAUAUUCAGUCUAAUUCAUCUUUAAUUCUUAGAAACAUGAAGAUAAAAUUAUUCUAAAAGUGUUCUUUCCAUCUUCUUCUAUGCCUUCCUUUCCUUCGUCUCUGUUUAGGGUAAGAUCAUCAAGAGGUACAACGAGGCCAACCCACAGACACUAAAGGCCAGGAUGCAGCUCUUAUUAAAGAUGUGUGUAAAUGCCUCACAGGAUGCCAUCGGCCUCAACUGUAGAUUAAUUGGUGUUGGUAAGACUAAACAGAUAUUAUCACUCAGUUAAAUUGACAAAGUGUACUGAAACCCAAUUCUCUAAAAUCCUUUGCUAUCCUGUGGGACUAUUAAAGGAACAUCUUAUCUUAUCUUAUCUUAUCUUAUCUUAGGAGUGUCCACAGGUGGCCGUGUAAAUCCCCAGGAGGGUGUGGUCCUUCACUCCACAAAGCUGAUCCAGGAGUGGUCCUCUGUGGACCUGAGGACACCCAUCUCUGACGCCUUGCACCUUCCUGUCUGGGUCGACAAUGACGGCAACUGUGCUGCUCUGGCAGAGAGGAAGUUUGGUCACGGGAAGGGAGUGGAGAACUUUGUCACCGUCAUCACAGGAACAGGUGGGAACACCAAUGAUUUAAUAGGGAGUUGAUUUAUCAAUAAAUGUGCUCAUCACAGGAAUAAAAGCAAAACAGCAGGUGUUUUGUUGAGGUGACAUUUCCACAUCGAAAUCAACCAGGAUCAUACCUUCCUUAGUUUUCCAGUGGGAGCCUUGAAUCAUGAGAUUGUGGUUAUAAAUUGUCUUUUUUGGAAGAAAUGAUUGAGUGAAUAUUUUGUGUGCAUGCAGGUAUUGGAGGAGGGGUUAUCCAACAGAAUGAACUGGUCCACGGCAGUACUUUCUGUGCUGCAGAGCUGGGUCAUGUUAUAGUUUCAAUGGACGGCCCCGAGUGUUCAUGUGGCAGCAGAGGGUGCAUAGAGACUUAUUCAUCAUGCAUGGCUCUGCAGAAAGAAGCUGAAAGACUACAGGAAGGUGAGACUUUCCCCCAUUCUUAAUGAGGAGUGCCCCUCCACCUAAGAUCUCCAGGAGUCUACAAGAUGUUUGAUGUUUAUUUUACAAUCUCAAAACCCUGGUGGUGAGCAGGUGCUUCAGAGUAAACUGUAUAUCCUCAUGAUUUUCUUUUGUUCACUCAUAGGAAUCUUAAAGAAUCUCUAACUUGUGGUUAAUUUAAAGGGAUAUUCUGGCAUAAAAUUAAUUUAGGGUCAAACACACCGUAGCACUGAGUUAGACACCGCCUCCAGAGAUGAAUGUUGCUGCUUCUCUGGUUAUACUAACUUAAGUAACGACCACUCGAUAGCAAUACACAGCCGUCUGAGGAGCCAUAAACAAACCUCAACCAAAAAGCCACUCUAUUGCCACAAAUAAUGCUCAGAACAGCACCUAACUUCAUCAACUGUACAUGUAGGGUCCUAACCACAGCACUAGCCACCAAACAUCUUUCUAGCUUUGCCUGAUUUCUUUAGCAAAGAGACUAAACACAACUCACCUACUCUCCUCCAGCAGCUGCUUGUUUGUAGCUAGACUUUGGGCCAGUUCAUUACGGACUGCUGCAGGGUGACACAGCUCAAGGAAGAACAUUUCCGAUCAUUUCUUUAUGGAAAUGCAAUCAGACCGAGAUGCUAAGGCAGAAGAACUACCGUGUCUGCAGUGCAAAAUGAUUAAUAUGAUGAUGAUGAAGAAGUGAUCAUAAAUGUUCUUCCUUGAGCUGUGUCAUGCCCGCAGCAGUCCGUAAUGGACUGGCCCGAGGUCUCGCUACAAACAAGCGGCUGCUGGAAGAGAGUAGGUGAGUUGUGUUUAGUCUCUUUGCUAAAGAAAUCAGGCAAAGUUAAAAAGAUGUUUGGUGGCUAUUGCUGUGGCUGGUGCCCUGCAUGUACUGUCGAUGAAGUUAGGUGCUGUUCUGAGCAUUAUUUGUGGCUGUUUUGGUUGAGGUUUGUGUGUGGCUCCUCAGACGGCUGUGUAUUGCUAUCGAGUGGUCGUUACUUAAGUUAGUAUAACCAGAGAAGCAGCAACAUUCAUCUCUGGAGGGGGUGUCUAACUCUGUGUUACGGUGUGUUUGACCCUAACUUAAUUUUAUGCCGGAAUAUCCCUUUAAGUGUUUUUAGAAUUUUCAGUGAAUUUUGUUAAAAUCCAGGAGGAUGCAGAAAACUCAGUGAAGGAGCCACAUUUUAGUUACAUUAACUGGUGCUUAAUAAACGUCACAGAGGGCUUUAUACCGUCAGUCAUCAUUUAUAUGUUUUCAUCUGCCUGUCCUCCAGAGGAGCAGCUUAAGGUGGAGGGGACGGAUGAGUCAGUUACUGCUUUACAUCUCAUCAACGCAGCCAAACAAGGGAACUCCAGAGCUAAGGCUGUUCUCAAUAAGGGUACGAGCACAAAGGAAAGACACACACAUGCAAAUUGUUGUUUGUUCCACUCCCACUGUAGACAAAUCUGACAAACCUCCGGGAGUUAACAAGCUGCCAUUACCACUCAAAACACCCACUCCAUGACAGUCUAUGUAACUUUACUUUCACUUAUAAAUAGAUAAUAAAUGUCUAAGUGAAAGCAAAGUAAAUAGUGUGGGAUAAUAAAAUCAGCUGCUGACUGAUUAUUGUAACUAACUAACAUCUUUCUCUCUACAGCGUCCACAGCUCUGGGUAUGGGCAUCAUUAACAUCAUCCACUUAAUGAACCCCUCUCUGGUGAUUCUGUCAGGGGUCUUGGGCUCUUACUACCAGGCUCCAGUGCAGAGCAUCAUCUCUGAAAAAGCCCUCGCCUCUGCGCAGAAGGUCAAAGUUGUGGCAUCACUCUUGGAGGAGCCUGCUUUACUCGGAGCAGCUAGCAUGGUGUUAGACUACGCAACCAGGAGGAUAUAUUAAAAGACAUAAGCACUUCUUCAGUGAGACCGUUGACUGUAUAAAGAAUAUAUGAAGUCUGAGGGUGAGACUGCUGCCAACAAAUGACCUCAAACCUGAAACUACUACUGUCCAGUGAGAUACAAGAGCAUAUCUGAGGGAUACUUUGUAAAUGUAUUAUUGGAAGGCCUCACUGCACUUUUUUAAGUCAUAUGGUUUGUCCCUUCUCUAUUUAAAUCCUUUUCGUUUUUUAUUUGUAUUUUAUCUAAAAAUAUACUUUUAUUCCCACUUUUGUAAAAGACUUUCAGUGUUGGAGCUGGAAAAGAAAAUGUGUUACAUUUCUUGUCUUCUCAUAAACACCAUUAUUGUGGUGCUGAGGAGAAACAAGUUUAUUUUUUGAUGGUUGUGGUUUUAACUUAUCUGCCUCUUGACAACAUGCAGCCAAAUAGUUUAAAAGCAAGAUUUCUUUUUGCUUUAAGAGAUAUUUUGUUUACAUGUUUCAUAUGGGCAACUAUCCAGUACUGUAUGAAUAACAACCAAAAUAUUAAAUUUACAUUUUCUUUGUUACUGUCUCUAUUUGUAUUUGUAUCUACACAAUGCUGCUUAUAUGUUGAAGCUACAUCAAAUACUGAAGAAUUUCCACACGGAUGUAAACUGAACCAUUUCAGCUAGGACAUGCUGUACUUUGAUAAGGUAAACAAAUUGUGUGGACCAUAGGCUGUCAUUGUGCAAUUUAAAAGAUAAUUAGAGCAAAAGUAUCCAUUGAAGAGACAUUUGCAUUGGACUUUUCCUGAUUCAACUUCUAUCAAAUUUCCCCUCCGGGAUGAAUAAAGUUAUUUAAUCUUUAUGUUCAAA
Xyrichtys novacula (pearly razorfish) is the source of this 13030-nucleotide messenger RNA. The record is from the annotation of a GenBank genome assembly. NCBI's taxonomy places the organism in Eukaryota, Metazoa, Chordata, Actinopteri, Labriformes, Labridae.